Messenger RNA from Yarrowia lipolytica CLIB122, 546 nucleotides. RefSeq lists its product as uncharacterized. Gene Ontology annotation, molecular function: protein binding. Lineage: Eukaryota; Fungi; Ascomycota; Dipodascomycetes; Dipodascales. The record is from RefSeq and is a predicted model, not a curated record.
AUGUUCGAGGAUCAGAGCGAGGCUUUUUUGGACUGCGGGUCGGAAGUCGAGCGGUUCUUUGCGCUGGACCAAAACAAGCUCCUGGUGGAGUUCUCUGGCGACCACCGUCUUCUAAUCAUCUCCACCAAGGACGACUGGGAGACUCUUGAACAGCACAGAGAGCCCAUCUCUAAGCUGAAGGGCUAUCUCAAGGUCAGGUACCCCCAUGACAAAACGCUGUUUUCGACUUUCAGAAACGCUGGCAACAAGGAUGUGACUAUUGUCUGCGAGGAUGGUGUGGAGGUGCCUGUUCACUCGAUCGUGGUGACUCCUCAGUGGCCCCAUUUUGCCAGGACCGUAAAUCAGUCCAUCGAUAACACCUAUCACUUUACAAAGCUGCUUCGGCCUUCCAAGUGGGUCAUGGCCAUGGUUUCCUUCUUCUACAACGAGAGAAUCCCCAUGGAUCUCGAUACUGCCUGUAGAGUUCUUAUUUUGGCCCUAUCCUACGAUAUCCCGCAUCUGGGCCCUGCUCGACGUGCUAGCAGGCGUUUGUGGAGUUCACUAUGA